GGCAGCGAAUGGCAACUAUCCACAAACCACACAAACCACUGCGUUCCACUUCGGCCGCGCGACUCACUCGUGCCUGUAUCAGUCUGAGAGACUGUCUCGCACCGUUGCACGCCAAUCUCAAAACAUCUUCCGAUACUUUAUCCAGAGAGUAGAUCCAGUUGAACGUCGACUCGAACUUUAUGGCCGUCAAUAAUGUUGGAUUCAUCGUUCGUCGUCCCUCCAGUUCCACCUAAAACAGUUUCCCUGCGAUGCUCAGGUACUCCUCGAUUUCUCGUCAUCUUCCUCUUUUCUGCCGCAUCAUCAUCCGUAAAGAAUCCAUUCAUGGUAGCCGAAUUCUUCGGUGGAAGCUCAGGGACGAAUCUAAACUUGGUAAACCUGAACUUCUCGAUAGAAUCUGUCGUAUAUUGAUCCUCGAGCGAUAUUCUGCCUUAGAUCGACUAUCCUUCGAUUAUUCCGAUGAAAUCCUCAACGGCGUUCUCCGCAGGCUGAAGUUCAAUACUUCCGCCUGUUUAGGGUUUUUCAGAUUAGCGUCGAAGCAACAACAUUUUAGACCUGAUAUUAAGUCCUACUGUAAGAUUGUCCACAUUUUGUCCAGAGCUCGGAUGUUCGACGAGGCCAAAGCCUAUUUGAAGGAAUUGGUCGAAACUUCGAGGACUUGCCCUUCUGUUUCUCUAGUUUUCGAUGAACUUAUUCGGGUUUAUAGAGAAUUUACGUUCUCACCAAUUGUUUUUGAUAUGAUUCUGAAAAUAUAUGCGGAGAAAGGUUUGAUGAAGAAGGCACUUUUUGUGUUCGACAAUAUGGGGAAGUUCGGCUGCAGUCCUAGCUUGAUAUCUUGCAACAGUCUUUUGAAUAAUUUGGUCAGGGCUGGUGAAAAUCACACAGCUUUUCAUGUUUACGAGCAGAUUACUAGUGCUGGUAUCGUCCCUGACGUUUUCACAUUCACUAUAAUGGUGAAUGCUUGCUGCAAGGACGGUCAAGUGGAUAAAGCUGUGGGUUUUAUUAAGGAAAUGGAGAACAUGGGUUUUGAGCCAAAUGGCGUGACAUACCAUUCUCUGAUCAAUGGUUAUGCCAAUUUAGGUGACAUGGAAGCAGCACUUGGAGUGUUGAAGAUGAUGUCUGAAAAGGGAAUUCCUUGUAAUCUAGUUACUUACACGUUGUUGAUCAAAGGUUAUUGCAAACAAGGUAAGAUGCAAAAAGCAGAGGAGGUGCUCCAGGGCAUGGAUGAGUUAUCAUUGGUUGCUGAUGAAGUUACUUAUGGUAUCUUAAUAAAUGCAUAUUGUCAAACUGCUAAAAUGGAGGAUGCUCUCAGGAUUUGUUCUGUGAUGUUGAAUGUUGGAUUAAGGAUGAAUGUGUUUAUUUGCAACUCCCUAAUUAAUGGGUAUUGCAAACUCGGACAAAUCCAAGAAGCGGAGCAAGUGCUAAAGGAUAUGGAAGCUUGGAACCUGAAGCCAGAUUCCUAUAGCUAUAAUACUCUUGUUGAUGGAUAUUGCAGAGAAGGGUGUAUUAGUCGGGCAUUUGAACUUUCACAAGAGAUGGUUCAGAAAGGGGUUGAGCCAACUGUUUUAACAUACAAUACACUCCUCAAAGGUUUAUGUCGUGUGGGUGAAUUUGAUGAUGCCGUGCACCUUUGGCGUUUGAUUCUUAAAAGAGGUUUGGCUCCUGAUGAAAUCAGCUGUUGUACUCUGCUUGAUGCAUUUUUCAAGAUGGGGAAUCUGGAAGGGGCUUUAAAGUUAUGGAAAGAUGUGUUAGCUAGGGGCUUUGCUAAGAAUGUAAUUACUUUCAAUACAAUUAUAAAUGGGCUAUGUAAGAUGGGGAAAAUGAUUGACGCAGAAGGGAUUUUUGUUGACAUGAAAAAAAUGUGUGUUUCCCCUGAUGCUAUUACAUAUAGAGUUCUGAGUGAUGGGUACUGUAAAGUUGGAGACAUUGGGCAAGCAUUUAAAGUCAAGGAUGAGAUGGAAAGGGAAGGAAUCCCUCUUUCUGUUGAAUCGUACAAUUCUCUUAUUAGUGGUUUUUUUAAAUCUAGGAAAUUUAGUGGAGUCAAGGAUCUUCUGGCUGAAAUGCACAUGAAAGGAUUAACUCCUAACAUUGUGACUUAUGGGGCUCUUAUUUCUGGUUGGUGCAAAGAAGGGAUGCUGGAUAAAGCUUUUAGUACAUAUUUUGAAAUGACUGGGAAGGGUUUAGCUCCAAAUGUAAUUAUAUGCAGCACACUAGUCAGUAGCCUAUAUAGGCUUGAUAGGAUUGAUGAAGCAAAUUUUCUGUUGCAGAAGAUGGUAGAUUUUGAUCUCAUUCUUGGUCAUGGAUGCCCUGACAAGGACUCCAAGCCUGAUAGGAGACUUCUCAAUGUUCAGAAAAUUGCAUUUUCCCUUGAUGAAACUGCAAAAAGAUAUCUUCUGCCCAACAACAUCAUAUACAACAUAGCUAUUGCUGGGCUUUGCAAGUCUGGGAGGAUAAAUGAUGCUAGAAGAUUUCUCUCAACAUUGUCCCUAAGAGGCUUCAUUCCAGAUAACUUUACAUACUGUACCCUCAUCAGUGGUUGUUCAGCAGCUGGCAAUAUCAAAGAAGCUUUUGGUAUACGGGAUGAGAUGCUGAAAAGGGGCCUUGUUCCAAACAUUGCAACAUAUAAUGCUCUUAUAAAUGGGUUGUGUAAGUCAGGGAACCUAGAUAGGGCAGUUAGACUUUUCCAUAAACUGCCCUUGAAAGGUGUAGCUCCCAAUGUUGUAACAUUCAAUACUUUGAUUGAUGGAUACUGCAAGGCUGGUAAUAUUUCUGAAGCUUUUAAGUUGAAAGACAAGAUGGUAGAAGGAGGAAUUGCUCCUUCUAUUGUUACCUAUUCUACUCUGAUCAAUGGCCUUUACAAACAAGGAGAUAUAGAAGCAUCCAUAAAGCUUUUGGAUCAAAUGACUACAGGAGCUGUGGACCCUGACGUUGUGAAAUAUUGUGCAUUAGUCAGGGUUUAUCUCAAAUGCAGGGACAGGCAGCAGAUCUCCAAGCUUUAUGAUGAGAUGCAGGUUAUGGGUCUUUCUUCAGGUGUUGUCCCAGAGAAACAGAUGGGUGUAAAAGAAUUGUUUAGUGACAAGAUACCCGGCAUUUAUAAUGCAACUGAAGCUGUGUGCUGAUGCAUACUGAAUGAAACGCCUGUGCAAAGAAGGUUAUUGUGCAUGGUUACUGUCAUGUUGAUGGAGUGGUUUGGAGGGUCAUUCAAGCCAUGUGGUGGUCAUACAUGCAGCCUUGCAUACUAAAAUAUGGAAACAACUUAAAAAGAAUUUUUGAUGUCCAUAGAAGGGAUUUGAACACUUAGGCUUCAUCAACUAAAUUGAACACUUAGGCUUCAUCAACUAAGGCCCAGUUGCAGGAUAUAUCAAACUCAAUUUGCUUUAGGGCAUGAUGAAGUGAAGAUGCUUGUUUAUUUUCCUGGCUACUGUCAAAUUGGAAGGUGGUGUUUCAUGAACCUUUCAGUGUACUGUUGUUUACAGGUUCCAUCAUGGAUGUAUCAAUCUCGAGAUGGUUCAGUUUCUAAGGGGUAUCAUCCAGAUUAAUUAUUUAAAAUUCUCAUGGACAGAGAUACUCAUGGCCUAUCAACUGUUUUAAGGUUUGAACUUAAAUUGAAUUGCAGACUGCUCCGGGUUCAAUUUCAGGAACUGUACCUUCAUAAGAAAAUUCUAUCUUCCCAUGCAAAAGGUUCUGCAAGGAUCCUGACAUGAAGCCAGGGUUACCACUGAUAAGUGAGGAAUCCAACUAAUUACUUUCCAGAAAGGGCUUAUAGGGGGGGCAUAUUUUUUGCAGGAUGAUGUUAGACCUUGGCUUCUUACCUGACUACAUAAUUCAGUGUUUUGCAUGGAAAUUGCCAUCUGGGCUAGGGGAAAGAUUGGACGCAUUGAGAAUCCGCUGAGGCCUGCUCUACAAAUAAUGAUCAGCACUUCAAAAAUUUAUUGGUUCUUGAUCUGGGAGGGGUUUACUGAUCCCUCGUCAAUUUGCUUACCAAUGAUCAUUUCCCCCUUUCCAAACUGUGAAGGCUGGUGGCGGAGAUCUUUCUUUUUCUGGGUGAUAGGUCUGAAUGUUGGAUGCUGACAACAGGCGGAUGGAAAUCUUCAGACACCUGCUCUAUAAAAAUGAGUAUGAUCCACGGUCACCAUAGUGGUCUCCAAAUGUGGGAGCAUGCCAAAGACGACAGAAGCAUCUGCCUAGGUGAAAGGGAACCAGGUCGAGAACUUGAAGAAGAGGCCAACUUUUCUGAUCAAGGAACCAGUGUGGAAGCACAAAUUGAUCAGUGCUGAUUCAGGCAAGAAAGCCAAAGGGUGGUAAACAGUUGGUUCGUUAUCAUAAUGUUUAUUGUUUCCUUGAGGAAAUUAAUGGUCCAGAUGAUUGUCCAUUAAAAUGAAGGUUUGGAAGCUGUGGUGACCUACAGGAAGGACAUAUAAAUUAUGCAGUGGAAACUACAGAGGUAGGAUUUUGGUGAUGCAGAGGCCAAUUUUGUGAAGGUCAGCAAAUGUUUGGGCUCUCUCCUUUUUUUUUUUUUUUUGGGGGUGGGGGUGGGGGGAAGGAGUCUGCCUUGGAUUGAUUUUGAACUUCAGAGAAGGGUGAUUAAGGGACCUUGGGAUAUCUUGGGCAAUUCUGGUCUUAAGAUGGGACGGAGAAGUGUCAUUUGAUUAACCAAGGAAGAAGGAUAUAUCUAGGGUGAGAAACUCUUCUAUGUACAAUAAAAUGAGUUGUGUAGUGAGAAACCCAGGCAUCUUUACCCAGUGAGUGAAAUAUAAAGAGGAUUAAACAGAAGUUUCUUCUUAAGAAUGAAUAGCAUUUUUCUUUUAUA
Macadamia integrifolia is the source of this 4807-nucleotide messenger RNA. RefSeq names its product putative pentatricopeptide repeat-containing protein At1g19290. Gene Ontology annotation, molecular function: protein binding. NCBI's taxonomy places the organism in Eukaryota, Viridiplantae, Streptophyta, Magnoliopsida, Proteales, Proteaceae. The transcript is spliced from 3 exons. The coding region runs from base 249 to 3116 and encodes 955 amino acids. The record is from RefSeq and is a predicted model, not a curated record.